AUGUGUCAUUGUGGUCUUUGUAAUUCGACGUUUUCUGUUCGUUAUUGUCAAUAGGUGUUAUAAAGUUAUAGUUUGAAUUUUUUUUAAAUCAAAUUUUAUUUCUUAGUAUAUGGUGAUAUCUGAGGAAGACCCAUUAUUAAUUAAUCAUAUUUUGUGGACUGACCAAAGUAAAUUUACUAAUAAUAAAAUAUUAAAUAAACAAAAUAAUCGUUAUUGGUUGAAUGAAAAUCCUCAUUGGACUUUUCCUAUUAACUUCCAAGCAUUUUGGGGUACAAACGUAUGGAUUGGUUUGAUUGGUAAGAAAUUACUAGGGCCCUAUUUCUAUGACGGAACUUUAACGGGAAGUUAA
Molecule: messenger RNA, 349 nt
Organism: Cinara cedri
Lineage: Eukaryota; Metazoa; Arthropoda; Insecta; Hemiptera; Aphididae
Source: the annotation of a GenBank genome assembly